AUAUAGAUAGACUAGGGGGGGGGGAAGGGGGUACAAUUGGGCUUUGCGCCGAGCGGGCCGCAGUCGCUCGGAAUAUCCACCCACGAAGUGGAUAUCGCGAGAGCAGUUGGCCAUGUCGAACUAAACCCUCGUGGCAAGAUCAAGUGAAGGCCAUCCGAAGUGCCAACGGAGCGACUCAAGUCACGAUGCGGACAGGCAUAACAUCAUCGUUAGUGCGCACCAGCAUCCAUACAUGUACGGUCAACAUGUCUCGGGGAAUAUCUCAAGUGGGCGCUCAAAGUAAGCACCAAGUGUGGAUGCGCUACCGCAUGAUCUCGGCGAAGGCCCUCUCCACCCGCCUCAGUAGUCUCGGAGGAAGCUUGGACAGUGCCGGGGCGCGUACUUGGGUAGUUUAUCUCGGAUGGAGUGUAGCUCCGGGCACUUCCGGGCGCUACACUCAUCCCUUACGUUCAUCCCUUACAUUCAUCCCCCCAUGUCACCAUACGUUCUAUGACUGUGUAUGGCUAUUACUGUGUACCCGUGCGAUGCUACGGUAUAUUACCACUUUGUAUUCCCACCUCGUUAACUCGCCAUGCGGUCAGCAUUUGUCAAUCGGCGACGAACAACGGGUUCCGGGAGGCCGGGGGGGGCUGGCCCAAAUCAAAUUCUCGGUCUCGGUUAUGUUCUCUAGGUGAUGAUGUGAUUCUCCCACCUGAACACCUUGCCUCUUUGGACACUCAACCAAACCCCGCAAGGCCGGCCUUGCAGAUAUUGCAUGGUCGGGUCGGUAGGCGAAGACGACAGCUGUGUUCGGAACGAGACUAACGCAGACAAUAGGCAGCUUAUCUCCGCCCACGGUGUCUGUGCCCGUCCCACGUUGACUGUGCACCCCGGCCGCCUACCGGUCC
Molecule: messenger RNA, 887 nt
Organism: Colletotrichum navitas
Lineage: Eukaryota; Fungi; Ascomycota; Sordariomycetes; Glomerellales; Glomerellaceae
Exons: 1
Coding region: 186-674 (162 amino acids)
Source: RefSeq, a predicted model, not a curated record